This is a messenger RNA of Danio aesculapii, 2593 nucleotides long. It is a transcript of the gene acss3, whose product is annotated as acyl-CoA synthetase short chain family member 3. Lineage: Eukaryota; Metazoa; Chordata; Actinopteri; Cypriniformes; Danionidae. The coding region runs from base 131 to 2275 and encodes 714 amino acids. The transcript is spliced from 16 exons. The record is from RefSeq and is a predicted model, not a curated record.
GCCUCUGGCUGUGAUCUGAAGUAUUGAAUUAUUAUGCGGCCAUUUUUGACUGGAGAAAUUUAGAGCUUUCUUGUGUCAACAAACAGCGGAGCGCAAGAGAACAGAAUAGAAAUAGAAAACGUCGGAAAACAUGCGACUUUUCCUAACUACGCGUUUAAAGCACAUCUGCGCUGCGUACGGAGUGAAGGAAAGCAGCAAAACAAUGAGUGUUGUGGGUUCAAGAUGUUUACUGGGUCUCAAGUUUUCAUGCACAGGUGUGUAUGGCCAGUGUUACCUGCCAAAAGUGAAGACAACUUUCUGGCAUGCGCGUAAACAGCAAAAUGUAAACUGCAACACGCACAGGACACAUUUUGUUCGUGGGUAUUCAUCUAAACACACAUAUGAAGAAGCGUUUGGCCUGGCGCGUGAUAAACCUGACAAGUUCUGGAGUGAAGCGGCGCUUGGCAUCACUUGGUUUGAACGCUGGACUCAAACUUUGGAUAAUACGGAUUUAGUGUUUCCAAAAUGGUUUGUUGGAGGAAAGCUGAACGUGUGUUAUAAUGCUGUCGAUCGGCAUGUGGAGAAUGGAAGAGGGGAUCAAGCGGCUGUCAUUUAUGACAGUCCAGUUACUGGGACUAAACAGGUCAUCACUUACAGAGAAGUGCAAGAGCAGGUCUCCAGGUUGGCGGGUGUACUGGUGAAGCAUGGUGUGAAGAUGGGUGACCUAGUGGUGAUCUACAUGCCCAUGGUUCCUCAGGCCAUGUUUACCAUGCUGGCCUGUGCCCGUAUCGGUGCCACCCACAGCCUCAUAUUUGGAGGAUUUGCGUCCAAAGAGCUCUCCACCCGCAUCGACCAUGCUAAGCCCAAAUUGCUGGUGACAGCAUCGUUUGGCAUUGAGCCUGGCAGACGAGUGGAGUACAUUCCCCUGGUGGAGAAAGCUCUGGAGCUCAGCACACACAAACCACACAAAGUCCUCAUCUACAACCGUCCCAGCAUGGAGAAGGUGUCAACUCGUCCUGACCUGAGCUUGGACUGGGAGGAGGAGAUGUCCACCGCUCGCCCCCAUGACUGUGUUUCAGUCUCCGCUCAUCACCCUCUGUAUGUCCUGUACACCUCAGGCACCACCGGCACUCCAAAGGGUGUUGUCAGAGAUUCGGGAGGUUAUGCUGUGAUGUUAAACUGGACCAUGUCUAAUGUCUAUGGACUGGCUCCUGGUGAGGUCUGGUGGGCUGCGUCUGACCUUGGCUGGGUGGUGGGCCACUCAUAUAUCUGCUAUGGUCCACUUCUACACGGCAACACCACUGUGCUCUAUGAGGGUAAACCUGUAGGGACUCCAGACCCCGGGGCCUUUUUCCGUGUGAUGUCUGAGCAUGGCACAGCUUGCAUGUUUACUGCUCCAACUGCUAUCAGAGCCAUUCGCCAACAAGACCCUCAGGCAGAACACGGGAAACUGUACCCACUGAACAGGCUGAGGAACUUGUUUGUAGCUGGUGAACGCUGUGAUAUAGAGACCCUCGAAUGGGCCAAGAAGAGUUUUGGAGUGCCAGUGCUGGAUCACUGGUGGCAAACUGAGAGCGGCUCCUCGAUCACUGCUUCUUGUGUGGGUCUGGGCUGCUCACUGGCUCCCCCUGCUGGUACAGCUGGUAAACCUGUGCCCGGAUACAACGUGACAGUGAUCGAUGAUGAUAUGCAACAGGUGAAACCAAGGACUCUGGGGAAUAUCGUGGUAAAGCUUCCUCUGCCUCCUGGAGCAGCUCUCAGUCUCUGGCAGAACCACGGGCUCUUCAAAGAGCUCUACUUCACCAAAUUCCCUGGUUAUUACGACACCAUGGAUGCGGGUUUUGUGGACGAGGAGGGUUUCCUUUACAUCAUGGCUCGCUCUGAUGAUGUCAUCAACGUGGCGGGUCACAGAUUGUCCACUGGGGCUCUUGAAGAGUCUGUCCUGCUUCACCCUGCUGUGGUGGACUGUGCUGUUGUGGGACUGGAGGAUUCCCUGAAAGGACACGUGCCUCUGGCUUUAUGUGUGCUUAGGAAUGACUGUAAGGAAAGCGAAGAUGCUCUGGUGAAGGGGCUGGUGAAGUUGGUAAGAGACACCAUUGGUCCUGUGGCAGCUUUCAGGAAGGUGUUCUUCGUCAAAGCUCUUCCCAAAACACGCUCUGGGAAAAUACCACGAUCCUCUCUGGCAAACCUGGUGAACCACAAGCCUUACAAGAUCAGUCCCACCAUAGAGGAUCCAGAGGUCUUCAAGGACAUCGAGAAGAUGCUGAGAGAAAGUGUAAAAGGAGCUGGUAAAUAAUUUACCACCAGAUGUAGAGAAAGACACACACAAACACACGCACACACACACACACACACACACACACACACACUAACACAAACACACAGAGAGUGAAAAACUUUCCUCUCCAAGAUGUAAGAACCUAUGAAAGAGAUUGUGGCAUAGAAAAGAGCUGGUUCUGAACAGAUUGUACUCUACAUUCCCUAAUAUUUUGCAGUAAUUUGACUGACAGUAAUAAUCUGAUUGUGCUUAUAUGAUGAGAGUGUAGCACUGUUGAUAUUUUAGUAUUAUUUGGACCAAAUAUAAGAAGUUGAAGUAAACAAGUGGUCUAAUGGU